Messenger RNA from Dinoponera quadriceps, 1818 nucleotides. RefSeq lists its product as uncharacterized. Bases 639 to 1298 code for a protein of 219 amino acids. The transcript has 3 exons. NCBI's taxonomy places the organism in Eukaryota, Metazoa, Arthropoda, Insecta, Hymenoptera, Formicidae. The record is from RefSeq and is a predicted model, not a curated record.
GCUUUAUCUUGCGCGAAUCGUGCCUCCGGGCGAUCGAGGAGAGAGAUGACUAUGACUAAAAAUACUUAUCAAAGAUUAACCACUCUGCUGAGGCCCUAAUCCUCCGGAGGAUGAUGCAGCGUGCACGAGCGUUCGUCGAAGGUGCGUUAAAUGAGCCAGUCGAGGAUCGUUCCGCGAGGUGCGACCGCGGCACGAGAUCGAUCGUGUGCACGUGCUUCGGACGAAAAUACACAUGAACGGGCGAUCCGAUUGCGUGUACGCGAUCGUACGUACGUACGUACCGUCGACGACGACGGCCCCGGCGGCUCUGUCAAGGUAGAACGCGCGCGCGCGAGGGCAACGGCCGGGCAUCGUACCCGGCCGAUCCGAAGGCUAAAAGGUGGUAGAGAGAGUGUCGAAGACACGAAAAUGUCUGUCGUAUACCGGUUUGUCCACGCGAAUGCCAACGAUUAUGUCCGAGCCGGCGACUCCGGCGAGUACGACGGCGCCGGGAUAGAUCCGCUCGCGCCUCAGCACCGCCGUCCGCAGUCCGCAGAGUUUCCUCAAGACCCCGUAGUUUCUCCGUCGAGGCCUGCUUUCGCGCUCAGCACAUUUUUCACGCUCGUUAUCCGAAGAAUUGAUCGCUCAGCGACGCUGAGAUGACGACAUCGAGAACGACGACGACGACGACGACGAUCAUGCUUGCCCUCUGCAGCUGCGUUAUCGCGCUACCGCUGUCCGCCGCGCCGGCCGUUUACGACCAGAAGCAGACUGGCGACCUGAACGUGCAGAUUGAGCUGAAGAAUGUGCACGUCGUCGCGCUGCUCGACUCCGAGAUCCUCGAGGAUUACACGGAUUACGAUUACUUCUACGACUACGCCGACUUCACCAUCAAACCGAGCGAGAGGCCCACCUCGAGCUCCACCUCGGCAGGGAGCACCGAGGAGGAGAGCGACGUUGCGCAAACUGUGGAGUCCGCACUGUCCGAAAAUCCGACCGCUUCUUCGGCGUCUCCUCCUGUUAACUCCACGUCAAAUUCGAUCGACCAAGAAACGCCGAGCGUUGAUCCGUCGUUGAACGGUACCGUGAACUCUACGUCCAAUACGGACACUAAGAACCAGCCGAGCGAGGAAAACGGGCCCGAAUUGAUCGAUUCGGCGUUAUCCACGACAUUAGCAUUUUCAACGCCGCCGGUCAGCACGCCGAAGCCGUACGUGCAAGCGCUGCGUUCCAGGAGACGCUGCAAGACCGGCUACAUCCCGACCGGCAACGGACGUUGCCGGCGAACGAAUCGACGGUGGCUGUCGUUGUUGCCGUGAGUACAUUCGACGACGUUCAAGCCAUCUCUCUCUCUCUCUCUCUCUUUCUCUCUUUCUCUCUUUAAACCAUUUCCAAAGUUUUGCGACGAAAUACAAGAUGAAGUUGAGCGACGAACGCCGUCGUCAUAUCCCAGAUAGCUGAAGGUAUCUCAGGAUCAUCCGGAGUUUGUCCAGGAUUCCCGGAGGAACGCCUCAGGCCGUUCUAAGCGCAUCCAGGACGGUCCAAGGACCGUUUCGUGCUGCUUGAGAUCACAGUUACGCGAGAAAAAAGCGCGCGAUUUCAUAUCCCCGUCCAGCGGGAGAGCUUCGCUCGCUCCUCGCGACUUUUCCCCGACUUCUCGGCUCCCCCUCGUUCCGAUAUCUCGUUCGCGCUAAUUCGUCAAUAACAAGGGGGUCGUCAGCUCCCUCCCGCUCCCCGGAACCCGUCUCCCACGUCCUCACGUCGUUAUCGCUGCGGUUACACACGGAAAACACCGCUGGGAAGCCGUGUCUCGCCGCCGUUUCGGCCCGUAACGGCGAG